GGUGUGCCGUUCCACCUAGCCCCGCAUGCUCGUCACCCACGGUCUCGCGUGGCGCCGCUUCUACCCCCGCGCCCGCCAUUUGCCCAGCACCGAACGCGAGCCGCCAACGCGGUCGCGCUCGGCGCAGCUUCCAUCCCCCGCCCAACGUCGAGCGCAAGCCGCCAACGCGGUCGCGAUCAGCGCCGCUAGCGCUUCCACCCCCGCGCCCGCCAUUCGCCCAGCACCGAACGCGAGCUGCCAAUGCGGUCGCGCUCGGCGCAGCUUUCUUUCGCCCAACGCCGAGCGCGAGCCGCCCUCGCCGUCAGCCGCACCCUACCGUCGUCAGCCGCACCCGCCCUCGUCGUCAAACGUGCCCUACACUCUUCGUCAGUCGCGCCCCGCCGUCGCCGUGAAACGUUCGCCCAACGCCGAGCGCGAGCCGCCCUCGCCGUCAGCCGCACCCUACCGUCGUCAGCUGCACCCGCCCUCGUCGUUAAACGUGCCCAGCCCUCGCCGUGAAACGUGCCCUACACUCUUCGUCAGUCGCGCCCCGCCGUCGCCGUGAAACGCGCCUUAGCCUCUUUGCCAGCCAUGCCCUGCCCCGCCGUCAGUUGCCCGCGCUUAGCGCCAUCCACGCCCCGCACUCGCCGUCAAUCAGCGCCCCGCACUUGCCGUCAGCUGAGCCCGCGUUCGGUGUCAAGCAUAUGGUGUCAACCCCGCCGUGCCCUCUUUCGCCCAUGUCGUCAAGAUGCGGUUGGCGAACCUGUAAACUGAGUCCUCCAGAGUCUCGCAAACCGCCCGAAGCGUCACGUAACUCCGACUGCUUUCCGUCAAUCCCCUUUCGCCUCUCUCUCUCAGUACCAGCCACCAGCGAUGGCGUAUCGCCCGCCGAACGAGAACGACAGACCGCCUGGCGCGUCCCUCAGACACACCGUCGCCGGCCUCGGCGGGAAGCAGAAAGGACCUGGCUCGCUCAGAAGGAUGCAUGCCAAAGCUUCCUCGCCGGCUUUGAACCUGCGUCUGGACGCCGCCGCCAGCAUGCUCGUCGCCACAGCUGCCUCCACUCAUGUGCCCACGCCCGUCACAGCGAUGACUCCCAAGACGUCUCCACCACCUACAGCAGUGGGCACGCCGUACGGCCACCCUGCGCCCUCGCCUCUCGCUCAUGCGUACCACCACGUUCACAACCCCGACCGCGAUACCUCGGACGCGGACUCACUACGCACAUCGUACGGGUUCGGACCCAGCCCCAGCGCGAGCUGCGCCAGCCUGACGUCGCUCACCACAUCCGCCUCCUCGCACUACUCUCAAUCGCAAUCUCCCUUGCAUACCCGCACCUUUGUCGUCAAGAAGCCACUGCCGCCCACGCGAGCCGCCAACGCGGUCGCGCUCGGCGCAGCUUCCAUCCCCCGCCCAACGCGCACCCUCCUCGAUCUGCACGAGCGCGUCACCCCGUUCAACCGGGGAUCGCUCAUCCCGGGCCUGUUGUCGAAGACGCGUGGCACACGCUCAAAGAUGCCCCGAGGCACACGCGCGAAGACGCCCCCGGGGCAUCUGCUGGACAAUGCCCCAUGCCAUCACCAUCCCCAAAACGCCGCAACGUGCACCCCCCUCGUGCUGCACAAGCGUGUCGCUACGUUCGACCGGGGAUAGCUCGCCAGCGCGCCGCGCGGUCACGAAACGGGUCGGCAGUGCCCCGAGAGGUGUGCCAGCAGCGGGACGCCCGACUUCAACCACCACCGCCAAGACGCGGGACAUUCAAUUUCUACCACUAUUGCCGAGACGUGUGCCAUCCUCAUGCUGCACGCCGACGCCGCCGCCGCCGUCGCCGCCAGCGCCAGCAGCGAUAGCGCCAACCACCCCCGGCCAUUAGCAUGACCGCAAUGGCCACGUCGUCGACGACGAGCACGCUGCCGAUAAUGGUGUUGUCGUUGACAGCGGUCGCGCCCUCAACAGGGGUCGCACCGUCAUCCGUUGGCGCAGAACGCACGAACGCCUCGCCGCCAAUGGUCUCCUCGCCAUCAACAACGGGCGUGCAGCCGACGAUGGGGGUGCAUUCAACGACCAGUUCGCCGUGGACGAUGGGCACACCGUCGACGAUGAUCACGCCGUUUACAAGUGUAGGCAACAGCACUGUAUUAGAGUAGACGUAUAUACAUACUUGCAUCUAUGGCUAUCUCAUCUGUAUC
Punctularia strigosozonata HHB-11173 SS5 is the source of this 2168-nucleotide messenger RNA. RefSeq lists its product as uncharacterized. Lineage: Eukaryota; Fungi; Basidiomycota; Agaricomycetes; Corticiales; Punctulariaceae. The coding region runs from base 684 to 1829 and encodes 381 amino acids. The transcript is spliced from 2 exons. The record is from RefSeq and is a predicted model, not a curated record.